This is a messenger RNA of Calliphora vicina (urban bluebottle blowfly), 1614 nucleotides long. RefSeq names its product nuclear pore complex protein Nup58 (gene Nup58). Gene Ontology annotation, biological process: nucleocytoplasmic transport. Gene Ontology annotation, molecular function: structural constituent of nuclear pore. The transcript has a single exon. The record is from RefSeq and is a predicted model, not a curated record. Lineage: Eukaryota; Metazoa; Arthropoda; Insecta; Diptera; Calliphoridae. Bases 92 to 1501 code for a protein of 469 amino acids. Gene Ontology annotation, cellular component: nuclear pore.
GUGAAAUUUACUAAAAAUUUAAGUAUUAAAAGAAAAAAAUACAAUAAAAAUUUAAAGUCAAACGAAUUUAAUAAAAUAAACGUGAAACAAAAUGUCUGGAUUUUCUUUUGGAGCAGCAGCUACGAGUACACCCGCCCAGCCACAAGGAGCAACAAGCGGAUUUUCAUUUGGGGCGCCAAAACCAGCCGGGGCAGCUCAAACUACUGGUUUCGGAGCCAGUACAACAGGCUUUGGAGCUACUACACAAGCAACAGGUUUUGGGGCAACCGCAGCAGCACCAGCAUUUGGAGCACCUCAGCAGGCGGCUGCGCCUGCUUUUGGGGCAACAGCUACUUCGGCAGCACCAGCUUUUGGUGGCAGCUCUUUUAGUUUUGGUACACCAACUUCAGCAGCACCCGCUACUGCCGGCACAAGUUUUGGUUUUGGAGCACAACAGGCGGCAGCCAGCAGUGCAGCGGCACCCUCUUUAAAUUUUGCAGCACCGGUGGCUACUUCAGCAGCAAAUACUGGAGCUUUGCCCUCUCUGGGCCUAGGAGGUGGUUUGGGAGGAGGUAAUUUUUCAUUCAUGAAACCAGCAGCCACAACUUCAGCUAGCAUCAGUUUUGGCACUACCACCACUACUACCUUGGGAGGACAACCCGCCGCCGGAGGUUUAUUUGGCAAACCUUUAACCACUACCACCGCCGCACCAGCUCCUGCUCCAUUUGUGGGGUUGGGCGGCUUAGAUGUAAGCUCUAGCAAACCAAAACCUGGCGACAGUAAACAGGAUAUUAAAGUGAAAGAGACACAAGUGCCCGAAGAAAUUGCCAAAACUGUGGAUUCCCUGAAAACCCACAUAAAGACUCAAAAGACAUUGUCCUCAGACAUAGGACGCACUUCAACCUCUAAGCUCACCAAUGUCUCGGGUGAAAUCUUCAAUUUACAGUGGGCUCUGCAGGAAAUUUCUAAUUCGGUGGAGGCCAACUACAAUCACAUUAAAUUACUGCGCAAGGAAACCUCCAAAACUAUACAGUCCGUGGAAAUGGCCCAACGCACUCAAGACACACCUGUGGGUCUACAGUUCGAAAACAAUGCCCCCUUCCAGUUCUUUCAGUAUUUGGUGGCCAAAUACGAACAGGAUCUUAUAAAUUUCCGACAACAAAUCGCUCUCACCGAACGUCACAUGCAUUCGCUAACCAAUCCCCAGAAUGUAGCACCCGAAGAUCUUAAACGUGGUUUUCUUCAAAUCAACGAAAGUUUUAUCUCUUUGGCAGGCCGCUUACAUGAAAUUCAUCAGAAGGUGGAGGCUCAAAAGGAUCAGUAUUUGAAUUUGCGUAAAUAUCGCCUAAGAGAUAGUACGAAUGUCUUCGCUCAACUUGAUAAUCCAGAGGCGAAAGUGGAUACAACACGUAUCACAGCGGGACCCACACCCUUUUCGAAUAUUACUGCUGUCAGUAAUUUUGGUAAAUCAUUUUCGAAUUCAUCGGCUUCGAAGGGCCAAACAACACAAACUGGGAAAUGAGUGUGUGAGAUUUGUUUUGUUUAGUUAAAUGUCGGUUUCUGCUUGUACAUUAUUUGAUACAUAUUGGUUUUUUAAUGUAAAUUAAAAAUAAAUAAUUAAGUUGGAAAGAAAAA